Oryctolagus cuniculus (rabbit) is the source of this 930-nucleotide messenger RNA. RefSeq names its product thymocyte nuclear protein 1 (gene THYN1). Gene Ontology annotation, cellular component: nucleus. NCBI's taxonomy places the organism in Eukaryota, Metazoa, Chordata, Mammalia, Lagomorpha, Leporidae. The record is from RefSeq and is a predicted model, not a curated record.
UGGGGUCCGCUGUGCGGAGGGGCUUUUGGGGGCGGUAGAGUUGCUGCUCGUGUCUCUCGGUGGGUUCCAGAAUCCUCCGCACUUGCGCGCCCUGCAGGGGAGACGAUGCCAAGACCCCGGAAGAGGCUGGCUGAGACUGCUGGCCCAGAUAAUAAGAGGCUAUCUGAAAAAUGUACCAAAACUGAAAACUCAGCUGACGUGGGGAACUGCAGCCCUCAGAAAGCUCCAACCUCUAAAAACCGUGAGAAGACUCCACACAGCCACUGGCUGAUGAAGUCAGAGCCAGAAAGCCGGCUAGAGAAAGGUGUAGAUGUGAAGUUUGGUAUUGAGGAUCUCAAAGCCCAACCCAAGCAGACAGCAUGCUGGGAUGGUGUUCGCAACUACCAGGCGCGGAACUUCCUUAGAUCCAUGAAGCUGGAAGAAGAAGCCUUCUUCUACCAUAGCAACUGCAAACAGCCAGGCAUCGCAGGCCUUAUGAAGAUUGUGAAGGAGGCUUACCCAGACCAUACCCAGUUUGAGAAAAACAGUCCCCACUAUGACCCAUCCAGCAAAGAAGACAACCCCAAGUGGUCCAUGGUGGAUGUACAGUUUGUCCGGAUGAUGAAGCGUUUCAUCCCCCUGGCUGAGCUCAAAACCUAUCACCAGGCUCACAAAGCCACGGGUGGCCCCUUAAAAAACAUGGCUCUCUUCACCCGCCAGAGACUGUCAGUUCAGCCCCUGACACAAGAGUUUGAUUUUAUUUUGAGCCUGGAGGAAAAGGAACCAAGUUAACUGAGACAGUGCUGUGGGCAUGAGCAAGACAUUACUCCAAAGAAGUGAAGCUUUCCUAAGAAAAAGGAAGGUGUAAGAAGGGUUGCUUGUUACAUUCACCUGGCGUUUUGCACAUAGGUGGGUUUUGUGUACUUUUUUCAAUAAAACGUUGAUCUCAAA